This is a messenger RNA of Solea solea (common sole), 2963 nucleotides long. Its product is annotated as transmembrane protein 245-like. The coding region runs from base 321 to 2552 and encodes 743 amino acids. The record is from RefSeq and is a predicted model, not a curated record. NCBI's taxonomy places the organism in Eukaryota, Metazoa, Chordata, Actinopteri, Pleuronectiformes, Soleidae. The transcript has 15 exons.
CUGAGGUAACCAGAGAUGAAAGCCGAGGUAGCGAUUUCAGGAAUUCUAGGGAAAGAGGGAGAAGAAGAGGCAGAGGAAAUACAAGACGACGUAGAGUAGAAUCAAUGAGAAGGCUGAUCAGCAACUUUUUGGAUGCCAACUGCCACAAAAUUCACUACCAACCAAGAGGAGAAGGCAACAAAAGAACGUUAUGGAUGCCAACUGCCACAAAACACCACCACUACCACUAACUAACUAAUUCAUCGCUGACAGAAGCAGAACAUUGUGUAUGCACAGUGUAAACAGGUGUGUAAACCAGGCACCUUACACCAGCCACCAAGAUGGUAAACCAGCUGCUAACCCAGCCCCAGGCUGUAAAGCUAGACAAAUUCAUCAAAAAGUCUUUUUACAACAUUGGGGCUAUGAUCUUUGUAGCUAUCUGCUGCGGGGCAUCUGUCCUGAUCUAUUUUAUCCUGGAGGCCUUCCUGCGCCCGCUGCUCUGGGCAGUUCUCUGUGGCACCUUCCUCCACCCGUUCAAACAUUCCCUGGCCAACUUUGGCCGUUCAUGGCUCAGCGGCCUGCAUCAAAGUGGGACACCCAUCGUGGUGGGGACCCUGUUGGCCCCCGUGUGGUGCGUGAACUAUGGGGUGGAGGCGAUGGGCAGGCUGGUGCUGGAGAAGCUCACAGUGUUUUUGGCGAUCGGAGCAGGGGUGCCGCUGGUGUUUUUGCUUUAUCAUUUUCAGAGAGUCAUAGACAUACAGAUGAUCCUCGGGCAUGUCUGUGGAAUCAUUGAGGCCAUACAGGACUGUUUCCACGCUAUAUGGGUGUGCACUGUGGUGUUUGGCUACGCUAUGACUGUUUGUUUCAAGUGGAGUCCCCAAACUGAGCGCUACCUGAAGGUUCUGGCUCUUCCUGUUUGGGUCAUCCUGAUCUUUUACAUAGCGUCUCUGACCGGCUCAGGGAGAGUGCCCAUAUUUGUGAGUGUGGUUAUUCUCCUCAUUGUUGGCUCGAAAGAAAAACCACCUGUUCCUGGCAGAGAUGGUGUUCAGUCUGAGGACUCUGAAAAUGCUGCUCCUGGGUCCCUUGAGGAUCUUUUCCAAGAAAAGAAAAGCGGCCAUAGAGCCAGUGAUAUGUACUUUAUUAUACUGGUCUGGGCCAUAGUUCUGGUUCAGUUCUGGCUCAACAUCUGGAUCCUGAAACUGCUGCCUAUCCUUGUGGCUGUGUGGACGCUAAAGAAGCUGGCAGAGCCGACUCUGUCCUCGUGGUGGACAGUGGUGGAGACGUUUGGACAUGAGCGAGAGGAGGCCCUGCUGCCUCAACCAAUCAAAGCUGUAGCUCAGUUCUUACUGCGCAUUGACACCAAGAUCAUCGUGGGGUUGGAGCGAUCUCUGGAUAAAAUCAUCAGCAUCUUCAUCAUCUUCCUCCUGGUCACAGGGACCCUGCUGAUGGCGCUGCUGCUGACUGCUAUGGUUCAUCAUGAGAGCGUUCAAAUCAUCGAGGUAACCAGUAAUCUCAUCAAUGAGACUGUGUCUAACCAUCCAGAAUGGGCAAAUUGGCUUCCGGAGGCUCACGUGGUCCAGAAGGCUAUGAAUUCAGCUGCUACUAAUGUUUAUCAACAUGGGAGAGAAUGGAUAACACACAAGCUUCGAAAGAUGUUAGGAGACAAAGGGAACAACAUAGCUAUGAUUGAAAAACAGGUUUUGGAGCUUUGGGACCGGUUGUACCACUCCUGGUUUGUGAAGAAUGUGACCCACUCUGGAAACCACCAUGAUCUUGAGAUGAUUCAGAGACAGAACAGCUGGUUAGUGGACAUUCUGGACUGGAAGGAUUUUGCCUCAUUCCUACAGGAAAAUAUUGAGACUCUGCUCUCUAUCCUGGAGUCUCUGUGGGUGGUCAUGAGCAGGAACCUCAGCCUCCUCAUCUCCACAUCCACCACCCUCUUCACUGUCUUGUUCUACAGCGGCACAGCUCUGCUUAACUUUGCCCUGAGUGUGGUGAUUUUUCUCACCAGUCUCUUCUACCUCCUAAGCUCCAGUGGUGAAUAUUACAAACCUGUGAAAUGGGUGAUCAGUCUGACCCUCCUGUCCCAGACUGGACCCUCCUCCAGUAUUCUGGGUCAGUCUGUAGAAGAGGCUAUCAGAGGAGUUUUUGGCGCCUCUCUGAAAAUGGCCGGCUUCUAUGGCCUCUACACUUGGCUCACUCACACCAUCUUUGGCAUCAACAUCGUCUUCAUUCCUUCUGCUCUGGCUGCCAUCUUGGGUGCGGUGCCGUUCCUGGGAACCUACUGGGCGGCGUUGCCGGCAGUGUGUGACCUGUGGUUGGCGCAGGGCGAAGGCGUCAAGGCCGUGCUGCUGCUGAUCUGCCAUCUGCUCCCCACGUAUUUUGUAGACACGGCCAUCUACUCUGAUAUCUCUGGUGGUGGACACCCAUACCUGACAGGACUGGCAGUAGUGGGAGGAGCCUACUAUUUGGGUCUGGAGGGCGCCAUCAUUGGUCCCAUCCUCCUCUGCAUCCUGGUGGUGGCAGCCAACAUCUACAGUGCCACGAUGAUGAACUCCAGCAGUCUGACCUAAAACAUGGAGCAGUCACGUCACAUUGACCUUUAUGAGCAGUGAUGGUGUGAUGACGUAUGAAAAAUGAUUUUGAAAUGUUGAGUAAUGUUCUUCUUUAUGUUGUUUCGGAAUUUAGAGAGGAAAUAUUUUCUUCCAUCGUGUGCACACUGGCUCCGUUUAUAGCUAAAACAUCAGAAAGAAAUAGUAACGCACAUUAAGUCAAAUUAUAGUUAUUUACUUGCAUUCCUGAACCCAGUGGGUAUAAUAAGGUGAAUUGUGUUUGUUAAAUAAAUAACAAUAACAUAUUUAGUUUUAAACAAGUUUUUGGAAGAUUUCUUAAAUCUUUGUUUUGUUUUUGUGACCGGUCGUAAUAAAUGUGUUAAGCACUGUAUACAUCACACACCUGAGACUUGAUGGUAAAUUAAAUUGUGA